AUGGACCAAGAAAAAGGUCGCGUGGCAGAAAUAUCGCGCUUCUUGAAAGAAGAGGUCGUAUCACGACAUGCCGACUUGCUUUUGUUUACCUGUUGCUUGACCUCUGGUCUUAUAGACAGUACAAUCUACAAUGCUUACGCCACAUUUGUCUCGAUGCAAACCGGAAACACAAUUUUCGUCGGACUAGGCACAUCAAAUCAAAACUCCAGCCCAUACGGUUGGGCUCGCUCAUUGACAUCUAUCGGAUGCUUUGUAUUGGGAGCAUUUUUCUUCGCUCGGCUCAACCAGUGGACAGGAGCACAUAGGCGGGGAUCCCUUAUGCUGUCGUUCUUCAUCCAAGCUAUCCUAGUCAUGAUCACUGCCGCCCUGGUACAAGCCGGUGUUAUCUCAAGCAUCAUGGGCUCAAGAGACUCGCAAACUACCACCAAGUGGGACUCAGAGGUGCCAAUUGUUCUCCUCAGCUUUCAAUCCGCAGGGCAGAUCGUCGCUAGUCGAGCUUUGGGGUAUAAUGAGAUUCCCACCGUCGUGAUCACAAGCCUCUUGUGUGAUCUGAUGUCUGAUCCAAAGCUAUUCCUCCUGCGUAAUGAGAAGCGAGAUCGGCGCCUCACAGCGUUUGUUCUCACUCUAGUUGGGGCUAUCAUUGGGGGCUGGAUCACUAAAGCGACAGGGAGAAUUUCACCAGUACUUUGGCUGGGAUCGGCGAUUAAGUUCUCGGUAGCACUGUCCUGGGGGUUUUGGAAGAGAAAGAAACCUGCAUAG
Messenger RNA from Penicillium verhagenii, 759 nucleotides. Its product is annotated as YoaK family protein. NCBI's taxonomy places the organism in Eukaryota, Fungi, Ascomycota, Eurotiomycetes, Eurotiales, Aspergillaceae. The transcript is spliced from 3 exons. The coding region runs from base 1 to 759 and encodes 252 amino acids. The record is from RefSeq and is a predicted model, not a curated record.